AUGGUAGUGAUAGAGGUACUCAGAAGUCCACUUGCAAGUAUUAUUUCAUUAGAUGGAUAUAACCACCAACAUGAAUUUUAUGGUAGUUCAAAAAGGAAUGAUUUUAGAACCCAAUUUAAGUGUAUGAAUUGUAAUUGGGAAUCAAAGGCAAAGAAAAGUUUCGCUAGAAUUCACGGCCGUAUUGUGAUGGCCCUAGCUGAGGAGUGUGGCAUUUUGCCUAGAACUCCAAACCGAAAAAUAUCAAGAACGAGGUUGUUGAAUGAACCAAUGGAAAUGGAUAAUUCAGGCACUAUUCCUAAUAAGGUUGCUAGGGUUGAGUUUGAGUCAGUUUGUGAAGAAAAAUGGAUGCCUGUUCUGAAAGAGAAUGGGGAUGUUAGUGAAAAUUGUACACAGCAAAAAUCGCCACCGUGGGGUAGUUUAGCUGAUCAGAAUUUGGGUGUUCAGAAUGAUGGCGAUAGUCCUUUGAGAGUUUCGAAAGGGGAAAUGGACCUGAUCGAUGGAUUAUAUUACUUGGAGGAAAGAGAUGAAGAGAUAUUAUCAAAAAGGAUUUUGAACCUCAGCAGAUUAAAUAAAGUCAGAAGCGUGUUAGAAUUGUACAUGUCAAUGGUGUUUUCUGGUUUGCUUCCAGAUUUCCACGCCUCUAAUUCACUUCUCUCCUGUCUCUUGAGGAAUGGAAAACUCGAUGAUGCCUUGAAAGUUUUCGAGUUUAUGAAGGUGAAUGAAAUGCUUACAGGCCACACUUAUAGUUUGGUUCUGAAAGCAGUUGCCAGUUCUUGGGGUUGUGAUGCGGCAUUAAACAUGUUUGAGGAAGCGGAAAGGGAUGGCAUAAGCAAGAAAUAUUUCGAUGUAGUUGUUUAUAACACGAUGAUAUCAAUGUUUGGAAAAGUUAAUAACUGGGUUCAGGCCGAGACAAUGUGGAGAAGUUUGCUAGAUAAUGGUCUUGUAGGGACGGUAGUCACAUAUCGCCUCCUUGUUUGCAUAUUCGUUCGUUGUGGUCAACACGAACUAGCACUUGAUGCAUACCAAGAAAUGAUUAGGAAUCAACUAAGUCCAAGUGAUGAUGUAAUGCAAGCUAUUAUUGGAGCGUGUGCAAAUGAGGGGAAGUGGGACUUGGCACUAAAUGUCUUCGAGAGUAUGUUAAACAGUGGGAUGAAACCAAACCUAAUAGCAUAUAAUGCUUUAAUCAACUCACUUGGGAAAGCCGGCAAGGUUGAACUUGCAUUUAAGGUCUUUGAUACCCUGAAAUUGUUGGGACAUGCACCCGAUGCAUACACAUGGAAUGCACUUCUUUGUGCAUUGUACAGGGCAAAUCGACAUGCGGAUGUUCUUCGGCUUUUUGACAGUAUUAGACGAGAGCACAACUCUGUUCUGAAUCUACAUAUAUAUAACACUGCUUUGAUGUCUUGCAAGAGGCUUGCAUUAUGGGAUAGAGCACUGCAGCUACUGUGGCAGAUGGAAGCUUUUGGAUUCUCUAUUUCGACUGCAUCAUAUAACCUUGUCAUUGGAGCUUGUGAGGCUGCAAGAAAGCCAAAAAUUGCAUUGCAAGUUUAUGAGCACAUGGUUCAGCAGAAACACUCUCCGGACACAUUCACUUUAUUGUCACUAAUGAGAGGCUGCAUUUGGGGUUCUCUUUGGAAUAAAGUAGAGGAAAUCCUAAAUCAAUCUGAACCAAAUGGAUCUCUAUAUAAUGCUGCUAUUCAAGUCGUCAAACGUUUAUCUAGUCACAGUAUGCAGCAGAGAAAACCAUCAGAUUUUGUGGCAAGGAAAGCUCGACACUGCUCAUGA
Messenger RNA from Fraxinus pennsylvanica, 1785 nucleotides. Lineage: Eukaryota; Viridiplantae; Streptophyta; Magnoliopsida; Lamiales; Oleaceae. The record is from the annotation of a GenBank genome assembly.